Homarus americanus (American lobster) is the source of this 6324-nucleotide messenger RNA. RefSeq names its product calcipressin-1-like (gene sra). Gene Ontology annotation, cellular component: cytoplasm; nucleus. Lineage: Eukaryota; Metazoa; Arthropoda; Malacostraca; Decapoda; Nephropidae. Gene Ontology annotation, biological process: calcium-mediated signaling. Gene Ontology annotation, molecular function: calcium-dependent protein serine/threonine phosphatase regulator activity; nucleic acid binding. The record is from RefSeq and is a predicted model, not a curated record.
UUACUGAGGUGUUAUUCAGUGGUGGUCUUGGUGUUGUCAACAAGACGACUCUUCUGAGGCAAUUGUUGUUGUUAGACGACUUUGAAGUGGAAGACCCCUUUCAUAAGUCAAGUUGUACUGGUGUAUGGACGACAUGCUUAUCGAGGACAUAGGCAUGGGAACGACCAAUGGUGAGGAGGAAGUAGAGGCUGCUGGUUACAGCCAAGAUCCAGAUAUGCAGACGAGUACAGGAGAGGAAGUUGACGGGGAGGCUGCAGUGAACCAAGAACCACCCACCUCCAUCAUCGUCACCAACCUCCUUGCUCAGACAUUUGACGAGCCAGAGGAACGAGCAAUAUUUCAGUCAUUGUUUCAUGAUGUAGAUGAAACAGCAACAUUCCAGUAUUUCAAGAGCUUCAAGAGAGUACGAGUAAACUUUGCUUCAGCAGCCCAAGCAGCCGCAGCUCGUAAUAAACUCCACCUGACAGAGUUUAGGGGUGAGAUCAUCAAAUGCUACUUCACUCAGCCAAUUAUUCUUGGGAGUAAUCGAGAAGGAGGGCCCCACUUACAGCCACCAAAACGUGAGAAGCAGUUCCUGAUAUCCCCUCCUGCAUCUCCGCCAGUGGGUUGGGAACCCAUUGAGGAGGCUGAACCUCUUGUCAACUAUGAUCUCAUUGCAGCUGUAGCUAACCUCGCCCCAGGGGAGGCCCACGAACUGCAUCCACCAACGGAAGACAAGCCUGGAAUUAUUGUCGUGUGUGAGGAAAAGGAAGCUCCUAAUGAGGAUCACGGAGGAGCAAAACCCCGUAUUAUGCAGACUCGUCGACCUACUUAAUGUGCCUCAUGAGAAUAGUGAUUCCUUUGAAAUGUAGGUGCACCUGGAUCCCAUUUCAGCCUAUUUGGAUCCAUAAGAACAAUUACAUCCAGUGGGUAACUUUCUGGAUGUUUGGGUGGCAUUGUUGUAGAAUCCCAAAUUCCGUUAGGGCUGUAAAGGGUUGAGUGUCAUCUUGUGGCUGUUGAGUGGCUGUUAUUUUGUUAAGUAUUCACUUACUUUAAUCACAUUGAGCUCUUGACUGUUCCAUUAUUUGUUGGUUGUGUAGUGUUUCAUUUUAUACUUAUUUCUGUGGCUGUUGGGGCUGUCAGUGUUAUGAAUUCCUCAAAGCUUCUCGCAGCAUAUAUGAACUGUCAAGCUUUUUCCAAGUAUUUUCCCACUAAAAAAAUUGAAUAAAUAUUCUGUAGCUUGAGUAGGUAUUAGUUAACUCCAAGUAGAAGUAUCAACAUUCAGGAUUUUAUGAAUGUUGAUUACCUAUAUUGCUGCACUGUAUAGAUGAAUAUUUUAAUCAAAUGAGUCUGACAAUAUCAGUGCCUGUGUAGACUUCGGUUGAAGUCUUCAAGAAUAAGCUAUUUCUCUAAUCCUUCACACAUAUAAAAUGGUUCAAGUUCAAUGAUAAUUAAUUAAUCAUAAUACAGAUAUGUAUUAUUAUGAAUACUUAAAAAUUAUGUUUGAAUUAGUUAAUUAUAAGUCAAAUUAAAAUUAUUCAAAUAGUGCAAUAUAUUUAUCUAGAGGUCUAUUCAGUUCCUUUUUAUGUGAAGUGUAAGCAUGAUUGUAAACAAAUGUAUUAUGUGCUAGUCCUUAAGAUAAAGUUGUAAAUAUAAAUAAUAUAUUUAUGAGUCCUGAAGUUUAUCGUAUAGCUAUAUACAAUAUUUAGAACAUGACACGGAGGUUUAUUGUAUUCUCUGAAUGUAAUACACAAGAGUCCCGGCAUCAUACAGUACCUCUGUUUCAAUGUGUCUCAGGUUAUUAUGGUUCUCGUAAUUGGUGAUUAUUAUUUCUAAACUUUUUAGUAUAUUACUCAAAUUAAGUUUAGUCCAAGGAAAGAAAUAUGUCUGUUUCUGGUUACCUUAUACUGUAGAGUUUAAAUAGUUAAAGUAAACCUUAUAAAAGUUAAUGGUCUUUUUAAAGGUAUUUAGGCAUUUCAUAUGGUAGCUAAUGCACAGAAUCAUAGAAAACAAAUAAAAAUAAUAUACAGUAACAGUAUUGUCACCUGCAAGAUGCCACAUUCAUGAAAGUUGUUAUACUGUAUGUGGGUAAUUUUAUUAAACUAGCUGACUCCAUUUCUUGCCAGCCAUCUUUCACUGGGCAGCUUGAGUAUAAGAGCAGCACUGAGUCUCUGGUCUAGACCCACGAGACCUGACAGUGAUGUCAGGUGUGUACUAGCUGAUGUGUUGUUCCAUACCCUCCAUCUAGUGCAGUGGUUCCCAUACUUUUACACACGAUCCCCCCCCCCCAUUUUCUAAAUAUAAUUUAAUAAACCUUUAAUCAAUUUUACACCCUAUCUAUUCAUGUUAUUCUUAUCACAAUGUGAACAAAAGGAAGCAGAAAAGAAAAUAUGUUUUCAAAGGUAAAAAGGGGCCAGUCAUGUGGUGACUGGCGAGAUGGGAUGGAGAAGAUGGAAGGAUUGAGGUAGCUGGGCAAUGUUGAAUUAGAUUUUUUCUUCACUUGGCCUCACUCCCCUCCUACACCAACCUCCUACCCCCUAGUUGGGGAACCACUUCUGUGUUUGUGUGAGGGAAAACCUUUGAUUUUGCUCUCUAUUUCAGGGUGAUGGUUCCUGUAGGGGACGUAAUGUAUAGUUUCCUGAGUCUAGGUGAAAAGAUUUACUGUUUCACUCGUUUUCUAGCCUCAGUCGUAAAAUGGGAUAUCAGGAUCAAUCUUUCAUAAUUUUACAGGUAAUAAUCAUAGACAGACAUAAUCUUUAGUUUGUAAUUUAUUUACUACACUUCAGCCAUUGAUCAAAAUGAACCCACUCCUUAAUUCUCUUUGUUUCCUAAUUUAUAUACAGUAUUGGUAAAACAUAUCUUGUAGAAAAGUGGCAAGAGAUAAUCUUUACUGUAGGAAAUAUGAGAUGAAUUGAUUAAAUUUAAAAUUAACUUCAAUAAAAAUGAUACUGACAGAUAACAUUUGUAAUUAUAUCAAUGCACAGUUUACAAAUUCUAAGUGUCUUCAGUAAGUGUUUCAGAGGAGAUAUAUAUUAUUUGCUAUCUUAAUGUUAAUCAGAAUUUGUCAUUUACACUAUAUUUGUCACUCAGUAAAUAAUGUUUCAUUGUAGUGGCUUAUACUGUAUGUGGAAAUUUAAUUUUUUGUUGAUAAAAAUUUGUUGUGGAUUGAAAUUACACUAUACAGGUAAUUGGCUUGAGAGCAUUAAGUUGCAUAAUUUAAAGGUAGAGGCAGUUGCCGUAUUUAUUACAGUACUGUACAUAUAAGGUUGUUGUAAAAUGUUGAGUACAGAAGGAGAGAGAGAUAAACUUCAAGUUGUUAAUAUUACACCAUAUGUUUUGAGCUACUGUACAUUCAUAUAGUGAACUGUUUGUGUUUCAGGAAUCAUGAGCCUUAGUUUUUGACUUUCACAUUAUGCUCUGCUCUACUUGUAGCCAGUAUAAGUGUCUUGUAGCGGAAUUUGCAGGGGGGUGUUGCUUAAUACAUUUGUUUGUUAUUCAGAUGGUUGUUCUUGUAUGUAUUUUACCUUCAAGAAAUAUUAAUGUAAACAGGCUUAUGGAGAAUUGGGUGAGCAGAUUCCAUGGAUAGUACAGAACAUUAGUUUUUUCCCAAAGGAUUUACGUAUAUGCCUUUCAAUAUGGGGUUUAUUAUAAGUGUGGUGAGCUUCUGUAAGUACAGUUAUUUGAAAUGGGUGUGCUGUUUCAUAUUUGUAUUAGAAGGGAAAUAUUUGUGGGCAUAUUUUACAUCAACUGUACUGUUUAUAGUGUGAGAAGCUGAUACUGUAUGUUUACUUGUGCUAUAAGAGACUUGAAUGCACAGUUUACAGUACUGACCAUUGAGUGAUGUAUAUUCUGCAAUCAUUAUCAUAUGACAGAGACUUGCAAUAGCACACUCAGUUGAAAACCUUUUUGUUUUUAGCUUGCUUAUGGUUACUAUUAGCUUAUGCAUUAUUUUAAAAUGUGCCAUUAUUAUUAUUAUUAUUUGUUUAAUUUGUCAUAAAGAGUAUUUUUAAUCUUUCCCAAGACUUUUUAUUCUAUUACUCAUUAAAUCACUUGUAUUUUGCUCACACUGUACAUCAUUACAUGUGCACAUCAACAUGCAUGCUCAUAUAUACACUUAUAUGACCUAACACACACACACACACACACACACACUUUAUUACCAGUAGUUGUGUGUUGUGAUACAUACAGCAUCUUGAUAAUUUGUCUAAAAUAUGACAUAUUUACUGUACUAUAAUGCACAGUAUAUUGCUUUUAUUACUAUUGUAUAACAAAUGACCUUGCGUUUGUCCUUGAAUGCAGCAAACCUUUAUACUGUACUGUAUUAAGUGAAAUUUUUUAGGACAUGUAUAAAACUGGAUGCAAAAUCAUUACCAAAAUUAUAUAUCACAUAAAAUGAAGAUACAGUACACUGUCAGAGCAAGGAAGGUUACCAUAGUUCACUUUGUAAAUGAAUGAAUCUGCCAAAACUGGUAACUGGUUGAGCUGUUGUACAUACAGUACAGUAGUUACUUCUACAGUAUAUACUGUACUUGUAUCCUUUGAGUAAUGGAUUUUUGAAUUAAGGAAUUUAUAGACAGAAUUUUUAGUUACAUUAUUUUGAGUCACAGAAUUUUGAGUUAUGGAUAACUUUAUGGGAACAUAACCUUUCCAUAACUCAGGGAUGCCAGCACAGUAUUUACAAAGCUUUCAAGAGUCUUACAUAACCCAAACAAGGUUUUUUUGUCACAAAACAAAAUUGAAGGCAAAGGUUCCCAGUUUAUAGAUACAGUAGACAUAUUACAUGAAGAAUUAGAGUUAUAUAACCAUAGAUUUAAUUUGAAUUUGUAAAUUUUACAGAACUGGAACAAUAUGAAGUUAUGUGCAUGUACUUUAUAAACAGCAUUUCUCUAUUGCUUUCAAAUCUGCAUAGUUCUGUUAGUGUAACAGAAGAGUGUUUGCAACAACAAAAUUCAUGAAUUAAAAACCAACUACAGUAGUUUGAGUUUAAUGAAGGGGUAAUGGUAUGUAAAGAGUUUAGUAAGAUGAUGUAACUCUUUUCAAAAUUAACCCAUUCAGUGCUCUUUACACAAAGGUUUUAUUCUGGCUACUGUCACAUGGUUAGACAGUAGUCAGCUUAGAGAAAACUUCCAGCACUGAGAGGGUUAAACUUUAAACAAGAAGAGUCAGAAAUGUAUCUUUAGAUUCUAUAUGUAAAGUCUCAUAAGAUCUCAACUGAUUGAUAUAAGCAGACCAUUGUGUACUGAACCAGGGUUGUUGACAAUGAAAAAUCACAAGUUUAAUUUCUAUAGACAUUUCAACAUCAAUAGCUCUAACACAAGUAUAUUACUCAUGUUCAUGUGAAUUGUGAUAAAUCAAUAAAAAUUCUCUCCAAUUCUUCACUACGGUAGUAUAAGUAAACUGUGUAUACCUUCAAGUUCUUGUUCAAAAAGACAACAUGAUAGUGUGUGUGUGUGUGUUAGCUUUGAUGAAGUGUGUCUGCCAUAAAUGACUUGACAACCUUUGAGAACAAGCCUCUAUGAGACAAUAGAUAUAGCUACAGACAGUAUGUAAAUAACAUAUUGCCUGUCUUUACAUGUGAGACUGUUGUUCAUUAACUUUCCUGUAGAGAUGUAAAAUUGAAUAUAAAGGUAACAUGGGUUCAUCUGUAUGUAUAUAGGGAGUGGCAUGUUAUUUGAAAAUUACUUUUAUAAAUACUGUACAGUAUAACCAAAUUACUCCAACUUAACAUACCCUACUUGAGGCUAAUUUAGUUAAAAUUUGGUUAACUUUGGUCCAGAGAAUAUAUGGGAUAUGACUUUUAAUCAUUCAGAUGCUUUUAAAAUGAGCUGUGUUACUAAACUUAAUCCAAUUUAAGCCAACCCAAACAGAUCUUAGCGAUCAUGAAACUGUUGUUAGACCCAUCUCAGUGAGGUCAGAACCUGUCCAACCUGAUUUAAUUUAGUCUCCUCUAAGAUAAAUAACACAAGAUUUAAGAUUUGAUUAAGUUUAGCGAUUUAGUAAUUUAAAGCAGACAUUAAUUCCAAAUUUUAGUGUGUGCCCUUCUUCAGAUGGAUUAGAGUUCCAUCUUCAAAUGGACCACAUUGUGCACCGCUUACAUUAUGGUAAAAUAUACUUACUGCAGUGAAAAAACUAACUGCCUUACUUAUUUAUCAUGUUAACUAACGUUUGUGAAUGUUUGUUUUCAAGGAGUUUUAUGAUAUUUGGCUUUGAUUUUGCAAAAGUUACAUUAAUGUAAUGCUAUUUUGUAUUUUACUAUGUUUUAAAGGGUUACUAUGUUCUAAGCGGGGAUACUGCAAGUUUUACAUGAGGGAACAGUAAGCAACAAAUAAAAUGCAUGUUUUGGUA